This is a messenger RNA of Racocetra fulgida, 720 nucleotides long. Lineage: Eukaryota; Fungi; Glomeromycota; Glomeromycetes; Diversisporales; Gigasporaceae. The record is from the annotation of a GenBank genome assembly.
AUGGACCCAACUAUUGACGAGAUUCAGGAAUAUGGCACGGAACAACUUAUUGAGUAUUUGCAGACUGUGAAAAACUUACAGUUUAAUGAGAAACACUUUGAAAUUAUUAGAAAGGAGGAAUUCACCGGUGAAACUUUUUUAACAAUAACUGAAGAAGAGCUUCGCGGUAUUGGUUUGAAGUUUGGAUCUGCAAAACGACUUGUCAACUUUGCUAAGACGUGCAGUGAACGGAAAAGGCAGAAAUAUUCAUCAAUUAAAUCUUUGAAAGAUGUCUUAAAAGACUAUAACAUUGACUCUGAUGACAUUUCAAAGAUUCCUCUAUUUGAACCACAAACUCACGAAAUUCAAGAUGCUGAUGAAGAGUAUGUAUCAACAAUCCUUCACGCAGCUCUCCGAAUCGCCGAAGCUAGUUCAAAUAACAUUUUUAAAAUGGCUGUUGAAUAUGAAGUCAGUGAUAAGAUAGAUAAAUCAAUGCAAGAAGGUUUUGCUCAGAAUAUCAGACAGCUCGAAAUCUCACAUGAUGUUAAUAAAAAAAAGCGAAAACGGGAUGAAAAUGAGGAUUUUGAUUAUCUUUAUGGUAUCGUUACUUCCGAAGCUUGGAAUAAGGAAUCGGGUGAAUAUGGAAAUUUGUGCAAUAAUACGAAAAAGGUUUUAAGCAUAAUUGUUGGUUUGUUAGUGGAUAAAGUAGCUGAUACUAAACCCGAAUCCAAAAGAAUAAGA